Protomyces lactucae-debilis is the source of this 780-nucleotide messenger RNA. RefSeq lists its product as uncharacterized. The coding region runs from base 194 to 685 and encodes 163 amino acids. The transcript has a single exon. The record is from RefSeq and is a predicted model, not a curated record. Gene Ontology annotation, molecular function: glutathione peroxidase activity; glutathione transferase activity. NCBI's taxonomy places the organism in Eukaryota, Fungi, Ascomycota, Taphrinomycetes, Taphrinales, Protomycetaceae. Gene Ontology annotation, biological process: glutathione metabolic process. Gene Ontology annotation, cellular component: peroxisome; mitochondrion.
CCCCAUACUCCUACUUUGCCUUCCACAUCGUCCAGGCAUACCGAGGCCUCUGGAAGGACAUCGACAUCGAGGUCAUCCCAAUCUCCCUCGGGGUCAUCAUGAAGGAGGCAGGCAACAGGCCCCCCUUGUCGGUACGUCUCUUCUCCCUUGGCAUACACACUCACACAGCAAGGUCGCUGCAAAGGGCCACUACAUGGCCAAGGACAUUGAACGCAUCACAAAGACACUCAAGUUGGGCAAGUUUGAGAUGCCGCCGCACUUCCCCUACAACUCCUUGAAGCAUCAGCGGAUCCUCACCUGUCUCAAGGCUGGCGAGCAGGACAAGGACUUCCUCAACUGUGCAGGGGCCCUGUGGCGGGCAGCCUGGACGGAGCACAAGGACAUGGCCAGUGACCAAGUCAUCCUCGAUGCCUUGUCCUCUGUCAUUCCAGAAGACCGAGCACGCAAGUACAUGCAGCAGUCCACGGAAGCAGCGUGGAAGGACAAGCUCAUUGUGCCCACCAAGAAGAUCCUCGAGCAAGGCGCCUUUGGCAUGCCUUGGUUUGAGGUCGAGAAGCAUGGCAAGACGGAGUACUGGUUUGGCAACGACCGAUACGAGCAAAUUGCCGCCUUCCUCGGUGUCCCCUGGCGUGGAAUGGGCUACACGGCUGAGGCCCAGGCGCAGGACAAGCUGUCGAAGCUGUAGUGGGUGUUGCUCUUCAUAGCAGACUAGUAGUAGACUAGUAGUAGACUAGUAGUAGACUUGUAGUAGGGCCUAAGCCAGUAGCAGCGAAAUCAGAG